ACUCUUAAUACUAAUGUUAGUAUUUGGUGGUACGACUUACGAGUAGUCGUAUUUUUCUUCCUUUGUCUAUCUAUUUGUCACUUUUACCUGCAUCUCCCUCUUUCCUCCAUUGAAGCGUACUCUGGUUUCUCCAUUGAACCGAUUUUUAAGCUUUCUCUCAUCUAUUGAAGCAGCUUUUAGUCAAUGGCACCAAAAGCCAAGGAGAAACCUAAAGGGUCUUCCUCACAGCCCACCAUUGCCAUUGAGGAUCUCUUUACUUCUCUUAAUAAAUUCAUUGGACGCUCAGAAUACGAGCAGGCCACCAAAGUCGCAGAACAAGUUCUGUCAAGUGCUCCGGGUGAUGAGGACGCUCUUCGGUGCAAGAUUGUAGCUCUAAUCAAAGCUGAUAACAUUGAUGAAGCUUUUGCGGUUAUUCAGUCUUCACAGAGGCUUCCGAUUGAUCUAAAUUUCCUGAAGGCAUAUUGUUUGUACAGGCUAAACAAACUAAAUGAAGCUUUGGAAUCCUUGCAAAGUCAGGAGAGGAGCACUGCAACUAUGUUGCUAGAAUCCCAGAUAUUGUAUCGUUUGGGAAGGAUGGAUGCUUGCCUAGACAUUUAUCAAAAGCUUCAAAACUUAGGUAUUGACUCGCUAGAGAUCAACUUCGUUGCUGGUCUUGUGGGAGCAGGACGGUCAUCCGAGGUGAAAAGAGUUCUGGAAUCUCUCAAGGUUAAACCAACAAGCAGCUUUGAACUGGCGUAUAACACUGCUUGCUCUUUAAUCGAGACAAAUAAAUUUGUGGAUGCAGAACAGCUUUUGCUGUCUGCUAGAAGAGUGGGCCAGGAAUCCCUGAUGGAAGAUAACUGGGCAGAUGACGAUAUAGAAAAUGAAUUAGCGCCUAUAGCUGUUCAACUGGCAUAUGUUCAGCAGCUCCUUGGAAAUACACAAGAAGCUGUGCAAGCAUACUUAAACAUGAUAAAACAGAAUUUAGCUGAUGAAUCGUCCCUUGCUAUCGCAACAAACAACUUAAUUUCCCUUCGAGGUCCAAAAGAAGUUUCUGACAGCCUGAAGAAGCUUGAUAGGCUUAUAGACAAAGGUGAUGGAGGCCAGUUUCGGCUGGCUCGUUCUCUGGAGUCAAAACUCUCAGUCAAGCAGAAGGAAGCAGUCUAUGUUAAUCGAGCUCUUUUGCUUAUUCAUGCUAACAAAAUUGACCAGGCUCGGGAACUUGUUACUGCUUUAGUGGGAAUGUUUCCAGACAGCGUGACGCCUGUGCUGCUUCAAGCUGCAGUACUGGUCAGGGAGAACAAGGCUGGCAGAGCCGAAGAAGUGCUGGGGCAGUUUGCUGGAAAGUCCCCUGACAAGUCAAAGGUAUUUCUCCUUGCCAGAGCCCAGGUUGCUGCUGCUGCUGGUCACUUUCAAGUUGCUGCCGAGUCCCUUUCAAAAAUCUCUGAUAUACAACACAUGCCUGCUACCGUGGCCACUAUUGUUACCUUGAAAGAACGUUUAGGAGAUAUUGAUGGUGCUGAGGUUGUAUUAGACAAUGCAAUCAAAUGGUGGUCCAAUGCAAUGACUGAAGACAACAAACUUACUGUUAUCAUGCAAGAGGCUGCUGCUUUUAAGCUAAAGCAUGGUAGACAGAAAGAGGCUUUGGAGUUGUUUGAGGAACUUGUUAAGAAGAAUAGCAAUGUUGAUGCUUUGGUGGGAUUAGUGACUACUGCUGCUCAUGUCAAUGUUGAAAAGGCUGAAGCUUACGAAAAGAAGCUCAAGUCACUUCCUGGUUUGAAGGGAAUUAAUGUAGAUGAGCUUGAAACAACCUCUGGGGCAAAGCCCGCUGAAAAUGGAUCUCGUCUUGUGAAUAUUGAAGGGCAUGAUGAGAUUAAGAACAAGGAUAAAACUAAGAAGAAAAGGAAAAGAAAGCCAAGAUAUCCAAAGGGAUUUGACCCUGCUAAUCCCGGCCCCCCACCAGACCCAGAGCGUUGGUUGCCAAAGAGGGAGAGAUCUACUUUCAGACCCAGGAGAAAGGAUAAGAGGGCAGCUCACGUUAGAGGCUCCCAGGGUGCUGUAUCUCGGGAUAAACAGGAAGCUGGAACUUCUGAUGGUCCUAUUCGCAGUUCUGGGGCUGAUAAUGCUGAUACAAAGGCUACAAAUUCAAAGCCAAGCCAAGCUAACAACUCGAAAGCAGCCUCUCAGCAUACUGGUGGAUCUAAAUCAAAAAAGAAGUCAAGAAAAUAGUCAGUUGUUUAACCUUCAUUGCAAAUUUUUUUCCUCCUGUCAGUAUUUUUUCUUUUGAGAUUUUGCUCUCAUUUUGGGUUUAUGUUGUGUUUGUGACCCUUUUUUAGUCUCACAUGACAGUUAAAUAUUUUUGGUCUCAUAUUUUUGGACUAAUAGUAACACAAUUAAAUCCACGCA
Chenopodium quinoa (quinoa) is the source of this 2385-nucleotide messenger RNA. Its product is annotated as signal recognition particle subunit SRP72-like. NCBI's taxonomy places the organism in Eukaryota, Viridiplantae, Streptophyta, Magnoliopsida, Caryophyllales, Amaranthaceae. Gene Ontology annotation, molecular function: ribosome binding; protein binding; 7S RNA binding. Bases 184 to 2208 code for a protein of 674 amino acids. The transcript is spliced from 7 exons. The record is from RefSeq and is a predicted model, not a curated record. Gene Ontology annotation, cellular component: signal recognition particle, endoplasmic reticulum targeting. Gene Ontology annotation, biological process: SRP-dependent cotranslational protein targeting to membrane.